Messenger RNA from Conger conger (European conger), 5612 nucleotides. Its product is annotated as DENN domain-containing protein 5A-like. The record is from RefSeq and is a predicted model, not a curated record. Gene Ontology annotation, molecular function: guanyl-nucleotide exchange factor activity; small GTPase binding. The transcript has 23 exons. The coding region runs from base 139 to 3984 and encodes 1281 amino acids. Lineage: Eukaryota; Metazoa; Chordata; Actinopteri; Anguilliformes; Congridae.
UGAUUUCCCAAAAUGCAUUGUGGUUUCAUCUAUUGGCUUCAUUCUAUCCAGUCUCCAGGCUUUAAUAGUAUGCCCAGAAUGGCAACGGACUCACGGAUCCCCUGAAAUGCAUUUACCUCAAACCGAACCAGCCUCAAAAUGACCACCGGCUUCAGCUCCAAUUCCUGCCGUUUCGCAGAUUAUUUCGUCAUCUGUGGACUCGACACCGAAACUGGGCUGGAACCAGAUGAACUGUCCGCUUUAUGCCAGUAUGUAACGACCUCUAAACGCACAGAUGAGUCCCGGGGCAGGCCAGCCAGUGCCAGUGAAGGUGAGAAUUUUGAGCAGAGUCCGUUGCGGAGGACGUUUAAGUCCAAGGUCCUGGCGCACUACCCUGAGAAUGUGGAGUGGAGUCCGUUUGACCAGGAUGCCGUGGGCAUGCUCUGCAUGCCGAAGGGCCUGUCGUUCCGGACGCAGGCGGACUCGCGGGAGCCCCAGUUCCACUCCUUCAUCAUCACGCGGGAGGACGGCUCGCGCACCUUCGGCUCGGCCCUCACCUUCUACGAGGAGGUGACCAGCAAGCAGAUCUGCAGCGCCAUGCAGACCCUGUACCACAUGCACAACGCCGAGCAGUACGACAUCCUGCAGGCCCCCGGCCCGCCCCGGGCCCCGGCCCCGGCCCCCGCCCCGGCGCUCUCCCUGUCGCGGCUGCAGCGCUUGAACUCCUAUGACAUCACCAGCGACACGCUGUACGUGUCCAAGUGCGUGUGCCUGCUGGCGCCGCUGCCCUUCCCGCAGGCCUGCCGCCGGGCCCUGGAGCAGCUGCACCGCGCCGUCUGCUCGCCGCAGCCCCCGCCGCUCCCGCUGGAGAGCUACGUGUACAACGUGCUGUACGAGGUGCCCCUGCCGCCCGUGGGCCGGUCGCUCCGCUUCAGCGGGGUCUACGGCCCCAUCGUGUGCCAGCGGCCCGGCACGGCCGAGCUGCCGCUCUUCGACUUCCCCGUCCGGGACGUGCUGGAGCUGCUGGGCGUGGAGAACCUGCUGCAGCUCUUCACCUGCGCCCUGCUGGAGAUCCAGAUCCUGCUCUACUCGCAGCACUACCAGAGGUUGAUGACGGUGGCAGAGACGGUGACGGCGCUGAUGUUCCCGUUCCAGUGGCAGCACGUGUACGUGCCCAUCCUGCCCGCCUCGCUGCUGCACUUCCUGGAUGCGCCCGUGCCCUACCUCAUGGGCCUGCACUCCAACGGCCAGGAAGACCGCUCCCACCUGGAGCUGCCCCAGGAGGCCAAUUUGUGCUUUGUGGACAUUGAUAACCACUGCAUUGAGCUGCCAGAGGACUUGCCGCAGUUCCCCAACAAGCUGGAGUUCAUCCAGGAGCUCUCGGAGGUGCUGCUGGGGUUUGGAGUUCCCCCCGAGGGCAGGGGGCGCUACGGCGAGGCCGUGGCCAAGCACAGAGGCUUCCGGAACAGCGAGGUGGACAAGCGCAACGGGAACGUGGCAGGCUCGCCCCUCAGCUCCUACCUGCUGAAGGAGAACGAGACCAUGGCGCGGCUCCAGGCCCUGGUGAAGAGGACCGGAGUCAGCAUGGAGAGGGUGGAGGCUAAGGACAAAACAGGCAGCAAUAAGGGUCUGAAGGUCCUGUGUGAUGAGGAGGAUUUUAAGAUGCACCAGCUGAACGUUCAUGUGCGCGAGGUCUUCGCUAACCGCUUCACGCAGAUGUUUGCUGAUUACGAGGUGUUCGUCAUCCAGCCCAGCCAGGAUAAGGAGGCCUGGUUCUCCAACCGAGAGCAGAUGCAGAACUUCGACAAGGCCUCCUUCCUCUCAGACCAGCCGGAGCCGUACCUUCCCUUUCUGUCGCGGUUCCUGGAAACGCAGACGUUCGCCUCGUUCAUUGACUGUAAGAUCCUCUGCCACGAGGACGAGGAUAAGGAGCAUGCGCUGCGCGUGUUCGACGCGCGUGUGGAUAAGGUCCGCAUGCUGAACGUGCGCACGCCCACCCUGCGCACCUCCAUGUACCAGAAAUGCACCAGCAUCGAAGAGUCCACAAAGACCAUAGAGAUGCGGUUGUCCAAGAUGGACCACACGGCCCUGCAUCCCCACCUGCUGGACAUGAAGAUUGGGCAGGGACGCUACGAGCCGGGUUUCUUCCCCCACCUGCAGGCCGACGUCCUGUCCUCCGGCCCCACCAGCAACAAGUGGGCCAAACGUAGUGCUCCAGCGCAGUGGAGGCGCAAGGACAGACAGAAACAGCAUGCUGAACACCUGUACCUGGAUAAUGACCAAAGAGAGAAAUACAUCCAGGAGGCUCGGACCCUGGGCACCAUGAUCCGCCAGCCGAAACUGUCCAACCUGUCCCCCUCUGUCAUUGCACAGACCAACUGGAAGUUUGUGGAGGGGCUGCUGAAGGAGUGUAGGAACAAGACCAAGCGCAUGCUGGUGGAGAAGAUGGGGCGCGAGGCGGUGGAGCUGGGUCAUGGAGAGGUCAGCAUCACAGGUGUGGAGGAGAACACACUCAUCGCCAGCCUCUGUGACCUGCUGGAGCGGAUCUGGAGCCAUGGCCUGCAGGUCAAACAGGGCAAAUCAGCACUGUGGUCUCACCUUCUGCACUAUCAAGAGAGUGCAGAGAAGAAGGAUGCCCCACCUGCAGGCUUAGUGUUACCAGGACUCAUCCAUAUAUCAGAGAGACGGAAGUCAGAUCCCGGCAUCGCCAUGCCCCCCCUCAAAGUUUCCCUGAUCCAGGACAUGAGGCACAUCCAGAACAUGGGCGAGAUCAAGACCGAUGUGGGCCGAGCCAGGGCGUGGGUGCGGCUCACCAUGGAGAAGAAGCUGCUCUCCAGACACCUCAAACAGCUCCUGUCUGACCAUGAGCUGACCAAGAAACUGUACAAGCGCUAUGCCUUCCUGCGUUGUGAUGAUGAGAUCGAGCAGUUUCUCUACCACCUUCUGUCCUUCAAUGCAGUGGAUUACUUCUGCUUCACCAAUGUCUUCACUACAAUCACGAUCCCGUACUAUGUCAUGGUCAUUCCUAGUAAGAAACUGGGAGGGUCCAUGUUCACCGCCAACCCUUGGCUUUGCGUUUCUGGGGAGCUGUCCGAAACCGGAGUACUUCAAAUCCCCAAGAACAGUCUGGAGAUCACCUUUGAGUGUCAGAACCUGGGCAAGCUGACCACAGUGCAGAUGGGACAUGACAAUGCCGGGCUUUAUGCAAAGUGGCUGGUGGAGUGCGUCAUGGUGAGGAACGAGAUCACUGGACAUGCCUACAAAUUCCCAUGUGGCCGCUGGCUGGGGAAAGGUGUGGAUGAUGGCAGCCUGGAGCGGGUGCUUGUGGGGGAGUUGACCACGCCCAGUGCGGAGAACGAAGAACGUCUGUGCCGGACCCCUCCCAUGCAACAUUCCCCUGGUAUGAUUCGGAGGUUGGUCACCAUCUCGCCAAGUGGUAAACCAAAGUUAAACACUGCCCAGGUCCAGGAGGGAGUAGGAGAAGCCAUCAAUGGCAUUGUGAAGCACUUCCACAAGCCAGAGAAGGAGAGGGGCAGUCUCACACUGCUCCUGUGUGGAGAGUUUGGUUUGGUCUGGGCACUGGAGCAGGUGUUCCAGCAUGGGUUCAAAUCCCCACGUCUCUUCAAGAAUGUCUUCAUCUGGGACUUCCUUGAAAAGGCACAGACAUACUUUGAGAACCUCGAGCAGAAGGAGAUGUCACAGGAGGAAAACUGGCAGACCCGGGUGAAGAACUUCUGCCAUGCCAUGCGUGCCAUCAACGGCUCACCACGAAACAUCGGCAAGGAUGGAAAAUUCCAGAUGCUGGUGUGUCUGGGAGUCAGGGAUCAUCUGCUGCACCACUGGAUAGCCUUACUGGCAGACUGUCCGGUCACAGGGCAGAUGUACGAAGACACAGCCUUCAUAAAGGACCACACCCUGGUGAACUCUCUGAUCAGGGUGCUGCAGACAUUACAGGAGUUCAACAUCACUCUGGAGCCUUCAUUGGUCAAAGGCAUUAGUAUUUAGAGCCUGCAAUGCACCUGGUGGGCCUGGACCAGCAAGAAUAACGGAUACUUUCACUGAAGAAUCAUUGUUAUGGACACAUUGACUUGAGCAAAGGAAAUGGCUUAUUUUUGAAGCUGCUGAUACAUUUGCCAUUAAUUAAGUGCAAUGAACCUGUGUCAUUAUUUUUAUCCUCAAAGACAUGCAGUUGGACACUUAAAACAUGUUUUUUAUUAUGAUUCUUAAUUUGUAUUUUUUUGUGAACACACCCCAUUCUGUGCUAUACUGUAUUAAUGAAAGCCGUGUUGUAAAUUUCUGGUAAAUAGCUAUAUUUAAGAAGAAAGUAAAGACAAGAAAGAUAAUAUAUUUUCAGAAUGGAUCAGUAUUAUUUCGAUAUGUCUGUUGAGUUGCUUGCUCUGUUGUUAAAGCAUUUAAAGCUACCGGUCAUACGGCAGAGCUGAAAGCAAAUGAUGUAGAAGUAUGCUUUAUAAGUAUUAUUGACAGGAGAGAAUAGGGUUCUUAUUUUUUGAAAAAAUUAAGAAACAUUUCAAAUAGUUUUGUAUCUUCCAAUAGCAAUGCAUAAAACCUUGAUCAGGCUCAAAAAUAGUGUCAAAACUUUAACAUAUCAUGCUACUUGCUCUGAAAAAUAGCAACCUUCCACCAUUAGUAAAGGUAAUGGAGAUUCCUAUUGCACAAUUGUAUCCAUGGAGCAGUAGUAAGCCAUUGUCAUGAAUUUAGAGGUCCAUUCAACUUUAUAAAGUAGAAUGCUCUGGUGUAGCCCUGCAGACUGUCUAUGCUCUGUCCCUAUCAAUGCUCCUGGCAUACAGCACGUGUACCUAUACCUGUAAAUACCUCUACCCGAUUAAACCAUUACAUUCAACCCUACUGUACUCUGGGAUUUGGUGACCUCUCAACGACAUUCCGUAAAGGGGACUAUGGGUAAUAUACACUAGCAUGGUCUCAGCUAGACUUGAAUAUUGCCAUGGACUGUCUGGUUCACAUGCAAAACUGAACAUUUUGUAUUAAUUUCACUUUUCCCAGUCAGCCCAAAUUCCAUUGCUGCCGUUUUGCUAUGCAACACUUACUGCAUGAAAAUGAAGGUCAACCAAUGAAUUUAGAUUAAAUACUGAAAUUAGUUACUUAGUUUCAGGAGCAGCACAUAACAACAUGUUAACAUUAUCGUUUGACAAAAUGUCAGUGCGCAUAUGAAACUUUCAUCCUACUACUGGGAUGCCUAUAAAUCAAUGCUAUGAGAUUCUUGUGAGUUUUUUUUUUUUUUUUCAAGGAAGUUUUGUUUAGAGAUAGCCUAUAUUUCUUGACAGACUUGUAUCAUGUGUCAUGUAUGUUAGUGUAACAUAAGUAAUUGUGUAUAGUGUAUAAAAUGUAUUAAAUGAAAUUCCAUGUCUGUAUGCAAAAGUGUACUGUAUAUUUUUACAACCAAAAAAGAGGAUUUGCUUUAGUAAGUAGAUUGCAAUUAACAUCUAACAAUUGACAUGUUAUCUUUAAUGGGUUUACUGGGUGUGAUUUAUAUCUUGAAAACUGCUCUGGAACCCAUUCCAUAUAAGAACUGUAGCUCUGUAGCCUACUGGGCAGUUAGAGGAGUGGUUACUCUUGUAUUUAACUUGAUUAAUAAACGGUACAUUUUCUAACCA